AUGAUACCCUCCAGAGCUGCAAAGAGCUUCGUGGGCAGUUUGCCCUCUACGAUUCUUUCCCGCUCCAGCCGCGCCUCCCAAAUGCGAUGCUAUAGCAAAGAAGUGCACGACCACUUCUUCAACCCGAGAAAUGCUGGCUCAUUUGACAUGAAUGACCCUGCGAACAAGGGCAAAGUGGGGACUGCCAUCGUUGGGAAGGCGGCUUGUGGUGACGUCAUUAAGCUGCAGGUGAAGGUAGAGGGCGGAAAGAUCACCGACGCACGGUUCAAGACAUUUGGGUGCGGCUCCGCAAUUGCCUCUUCGUCUUAUGCGACUGAACUAAUAAAGGGCAAGACGACAGAAGAAGCUUUGAAGCUUCGCAACACCGAUAUCGCAUCGCACUUGAAUUUGCCGCCGGUAAAAAUUCAUUGCAGCCUCUUGGCCGAAGACGCCGUGAAGCUUGCGAUUGAUAAUUACAACAGCAAAAAGCCAAAGGCGACCGAGUUUGAUCAGUAG
Messenger RNA from Cyclospora cayetanensis, 495 nucleotides. Its product is annotated as iron-sulfur cluster assembly scaffold protein IscU. Gene Ontology annotation, biological process: intracellular iron ion homeostasis; iron-sulfur cluster assembly. Lineage: Eukaryota; Apicomplexa; Conoidasida; Eucoccidiorida; Eimeriidae. The transcript is spliced from 4 exons. Bases 1 to 495 code for a protein of 164 amino acids. Gene Ontology annotation, cellular component: mitochondrial matrix; cytoplasm. Gene Ontology annotation, molecular function: ferrous iron binding; 2 iron, 2 sulfur cluster binding. The record is from RefSeq and is a predicted model, not a curated record.